Messenger RNA from Pogoniulus pusillus (Red-fronted tinkerbird), 1645 nucleotides. RefSeq names its product annexin A13-like. NCBI's taxonomy places the organism in Eukaryota, Metazoa, Chordata, Aves, Piciformes, Lybiidae. Gene Ontology annotation, molecular function: calcium ion binding; calcium-dependent phospholipid binding. The coding region runs from base 237 to 1436 and encodes 399 amino acids. Gene Ontology annotation, cellular component: cytoplasm. The record is from RefSeq and is a predicted model, not a curated record. The transcript is spliced from 10 exons.
CGCCCUGCCGCCGGCGCGGGGCCAUGGGCGGCAGCGGCUGAGGCAGCCCGGAGCGGAGUGCGGGGCGGGGCGCGGCGCUGCCGCCGCUGGCGGGAGCGGCCGCGGGGCGGUGACUGGGCGCGGUAUUCCCCGGCCCGGUGAGCCAGCCGCGGGAGCGCGGCCCCGGGACUCAGCGGUGGGCGUUUUUGGCGGCGGGCAUUUUUGGCGGCCCGAGCGCCGCGCCCUUCCCCUGCCCUAUGUCGGCGUGGCUCGGCCGAGCGGUGCUGCUGCUGGGGCGGCCGGGGGGGCCCGCCGUUGCCGCCGCUGCCCCUUCCUCCUGCCUAUGUUUGCUACGUGGCCCGCCGCGCUGCUGCUGCCACCGCCGCCUGGGCAGCCUGCGAGGCGGCGCUGAGGGGCUGCUCCUCCCGCGGGAGUCGUCGCCGCCCGGGCGGGCGCUGGGCACCCACCCCAAGGAGCCGAUGGAGGCGCUGAACACAGCGCAGGGCGCCCGCGACUUCAUCUACAGCCUGCACUCUACUGAGCGGAGCUGCCUGCUGCGCGAGCUGCACCGCUUCGAGUCCAUCGCCAUCGCCCAAGGAACUGAUGAAAAGAAAAUUAUUGAAGUCUUGUCAAGUCGAACAUCAGAGCAGAGACAACAAAUAAAACAGAAGUACAAGGCUCUGUAUAACAAGGACAUGGAAGAGGUCCUGAAGGGAGACCUGAGUGGGCAUUUUGAAAAGGCUGUGCUGGCUCUGUUGGACCUGCCCUGCGAGUACGAAGCCCGAGAGCUUCAAAAGGCAAUGAAGGGUGCUGGGACAGACGAGUCACUGCUGAUUGAGAUUCUCUGCACACGAAACAAUAAGGAAAUUGUAAACAUAAAGGAAGCAUACAAACGGCUCUUUGACAAGGAUCUAGUGUCUGAUGUUAAAAGUGACACAAGUGGCUCCCUACAGAAGAUACUGGUCACUGUGCUAGAGGCAACUCGAGAUGAAACCCAGCAGGUCAAUUCAGAGCUCGCUGAGCAAGAUGCCUCAGAUCUGUACAAAGCAGGAGAAGGACGCUGGGGAACAGAGGAGCUGGCUUUCAAUGUGGUCUUAGCAAAAAGAAGCUACAGUCAGCUGAGAGCUACUUUUCAAGCCUAUGAAAAGGUGUGUGGGAAGGACAUUGAAGAGUCCAUUAAAAGCGAGACAUCUGGAGACCUGGAGAAGGCUUAUCUUACUCUUGUCAGCUGUGCCAAAGACUGCCCAGGUUACUUUGCUACACUUCUGCACAAGUCAAUGAAAGGAGCUGGGACUGAUGAAGAGACCUUGAUCCGCAUCCUUGUGACCAGGGCUGAGAGUGACCUGCCAGCAAUAAAGGAGAAAUACCAGCAAAUGUACAAGAAGUCCUUAGCUGAAGCUGUCCGAUCUGAUACCUCUGGGGACUUCAGAAAGUUGCUGCUGGCUCUUUUGCACUAGAAAGCCAUCCAGAAUGAAGAGGCAUGCUGAGCAGCCACCUCUUGAUUAGUUUCCAAACCAGCAUCCAAAAAAUGUGGCAUUAGCAGUAAGAGAAAAAUGCAAUUUCUUGUCUUUCCAAGUGGGGAGCACAUUGCCAAGUAAUGCUGGAUGUGAGGGUCAUGUUAUGGCUAUCUCACCAAAUGUCCUUAAGCAAUAAAGACAUGUUAAAA